GCCAUAAUCGUACCGGGGCCUAAAUCGUACCACGUUCGUUUUUCAAUAAAGGCGCGACUUUUAUCGCCAUCUAGUAUAGUAUUCACCAGGACAAUCAAACAUUAGUCAGUUAUAGCAGUAUCAUAGUUACAGGUGUAACCGCAUUUACGCGCCAAACAGUGUUAAAAGAAAGUGAUCAUUUUCAUACAAGAUUUUGCGGCUUUUUGUAAGGGCGUGUUGCUAAGAAAAAAAUGCCGAAGAGAGAAUAUGGAAAGUGGUCUUCCGAAACUAUGAAACGGGCAUUGAGUGAAUAUGAAAAGAAUGAUAUAGGUUUUAAUGAAUGUUGUCGAAAAUAUGAAAUUCCAAAACCGACAUUUAGGAGGCACCUAUUGGGACAGGUCAAGAGAGGAAAUGAUACCACGCAUCAGGCCAAAAGACGUGUUAAUGGACGUGAACUGGCCUUACCAGAAGAAGUCGAACGCCAAUUGGUGGAGCACAUUUUGAAAUUUGAAGAAUUGCUUUUUGGACUAACAAUUAAUGACGUCCGUAAGCUUGCGUAUGACAUUUUGGCAGCGAAUCCGCAUAUUCCGAACCCCUUUAACAAGGAAACUAAAAUGGCCGGAAAAAAGUGGUAUUACGCAUUUUUGGCAAGACAUCCAAACAUAAGUUUGCGACAACCAGAGAACGUAUCCAUUGCACGGUGCAAAGGCUUCAAUAAGACAAAUGUUUAUAACUUUUUUGACAUACUUGAAAACGUGGUCGAUGAAAAUGGAAUUGACGGAUUUCACAUAUAUAAUGUCGAUGAAUCUGGCUUCUCGACAGUUCAAAAAAAGGCUCCCAAGGUUUUAGCAUCCAAAGGGAAACACCAAGUAGGUUUUGUAGCUAGCGGGGAACGUGGUAUAAAUACCACAUUAGUGUGUUGUGUCAAUGCUACUGGAAAUUACGUGCCACCCAUGUUUAUAUUUAAAAGGUUACGCAUGCACCCGGCACUAAAAAAUGGAUGCUUUCCUGGUAGCAUAGUUGAAACCAGUGAAAGUGGGUACAUCAACUCCCAGUUAUUUGUUUUGUGGUUGAAACAUUUUAUCAAGUUUGUGAAACCCAGCCCACAGGAAAAGUGCCUCCUAUUAUUGGAUGGGCACACCACUCAUUCGAAAAAUCUGGAGGCAAUCAAAUUAUCUAGAGAACAUGGAAUUAUAUUACUUCAGCUUCCAGGCCACACAACUCACAGAUUGCAACCACUGGAUGUGGGUGUUUUCAAAUCCAUGGAAUCAAAUUAUACUCAAGUGAUGGCUAAAUGGCUUCGCACAAACCCUGGACAAAAAGUUACCCAAUUUGAAGUUACCGCAUUAUUGACAGAAGCCUUUACAAGAUCGGCAACUAUCGAUAAUGCAGUGAAUGGUUUUCGUGGUACAGGUACAUGGCCAGUUAACCGCAACGUAUUUACGGAUGCCGAUUUUGUAGCCAGUGAAAAUUUAGAUCAUCAGUCCACCAAUCCCGAGCCAGAACACACCGUAAUUGAAGAAAAUAACGUGUCCAAUUCAAGUGGAAGCAAGAUUAUUCAACAUGUGCUCGAUGAACCUUCAACGAGUGGUUUAAACCAUGAAGAGCUCGCAGAAUUAAAUAAAAGGUCCUCCUUAAAGGUGUCAAUUGCAGAAAUAAGCCCUAUCCCAAGACCAACAAAAAAGCAUGACACCCGAAUUAGAAAAGGUGCACAAAAAGCUGCAAUACUAACUGAAAGUCCCUACAAAAAGGAACUCGAGCUAAAACAAAAAGAAAAAGAAAAAAAAGAAGAAAAAUCCAGAAGUAACAAACAAAAGGCAGCGGCGAAAAAAGAAAAGGUAAACAAAAAUAUUGCAGAUAAAGAGAAUGUAAAACCAAAACAACCCGUCAUUAUAAUAGAAACAAACGAAGAAGAUUGGUAUUGCUCGUUAUGCAAUGAAAGCAUAAUCGAAGACAUGAUUCAAUGCAUGCAGUGCAGGAAAUGGGCUCACGAAAUGUGUGCCGGUGUACACGUUAAAAGCUCCUAUAUUUGUGACCUUUGUAGUUAAAAUUAAUUAGUUUUAUACAUUUAAACAAUAAAGUGUGAAUUACUUCCA
Molecule: messenger RNA, 2075 nt
Organism: Photinus pyralis (common eastern firefly)
Lineage: Eukaryota; Metazoa; Arthropoda; Insecta; Coleoptera; Lampyridae
Exons: 2
Coding region: 231-2027 (598 amino acids)
Cellular component (GO): nucleus
Molecular function (GO): DNA binding
Source: RefSeq, a predicted model, not a curated record